This is a messenger RNA of Aspergillus steynii IBT 23096, 1341 nucleotides long. RefSeq names its product 2OG-Fe(II) oxygenase. The annotation marks the transcript as partial. The transcript is spliced from 5 exons. The record is from RefSeq and is a predicted model, not a curated record. NCBI's taxonomy places the organism in Eukaryota, Fungi, Ascomycota, Eurotiomycetes, Eurotiales, Aspergillaceae.
UCCCUGAGAGAAUCCAUCAAAGGUAGUUCUUCGACCUUCGCCUGUGGCGGAUCUGUCGCGAUUGAGAAUGUCGCUUAUGGCGGCACUCCUCAACUCCGUGGCAGGUCUCACCCUGUGAACGUUUUCUGGGAGUCCGACUCUACUGUGCAAAAGCUGGUCUUGCCAAUCAACCAAAAGAACAAGUCAGCUGUGAAGCAUUUACAGUCGCUUGCCGGUGAUUGCAUUCCUGCAACCUUCGGCCGCGGGGAUCAGGAUGUACUUGAUCCUACUUAUCGCAGAGCUGGAAAAUUGGAGCCUGCCCAUUUUUCCAGCAACUUCCACCCUGCCGAUUUUGGUAUUAUUGAUCAAAUAGAGCAGGACCUGCUUCCCACUAUCAAUGAUGGUCCCGGUUCCUCUGGCUACCGCAGGAAGAUAAUCCCCGAACUUUACAAACUGAACGUAUACACGGGUCCAUCUGGUUUCUUCCACAAGCAUGUUGAUACUCCUCGUGGUCCCAAGCAGAUCGGAUCGCUGGUGGUUUGCCUCCCAUCUGAAUUCAAAGGGGGUGUUCUACACGUGAGAAACGGUGGCCAGGACCUCAGUUACGACUGGAGUCAUGCUAGUGGCUCAGCCAUCCAGUGGGCGGCAUUCUACAGUGAUUGCGAGCAUGAGAUUAAGGCUGUUACCGAGGGAGAGCGUAUCACUCUUACCUACAACCUAUACGCUACUGAGAUAGGCACAGAGGGUAUCCCCUCCGCCCUUUCUCUUGCGCCGCAGUCGCAGCACCUCUAUUCCGCUCUGGUGAAGUCGUUGAAAGAGCCGAGCUUCAUGACGGAAGGUGGUAUUGUCGGCCUGUUCUGCUCUCAUGCCUACCCUCAUAUGUCAGGCACCACUGCGAAAAGCAUGAAGGGUCUUCUUAAGACCUCAGACUACGGUCUGUAUUCGGCCAUCAGGUCGUGUGGAGUAGAUGUCGACGCACUCCCAGUCUCCGAUACUGGAUCCUGGUAUGCAUCUAUCAUGAAACGACUGCAACGUGAAACCAACGACACGAGCAAGGGAAAGGAGGAAUAUACAAAAAUGGCAAGCGAUGUCUGGCCAUCCGUCCAGCUUAAUGGUAUCACUUGGCUGAAUGAACCGAACCGUGAUGAAAUCGCGUUCGCUCAUAUUCCCCAGCUCAGGGGUGGACCGGCUCCUGUAGCUUACGGCAACGACGCCGUUAAGCCUCCCGUGGCCUUUGGAAACGACGCUGUGAAGCCCAUGGCAUUUGACAAAGAGAAGCUCUCUGUCGUUCAGUAUACCGAUGCUGCUAUUUUUGCCGUUAUUCAACCCUGGGAGAAGCGCUCGGAGAGUCUUGCUUUAUAA